Molecule: messenger RNA, 2433 nt
Organism: Rhizopus microsporus ATCC 52813
Lineage: Eukaryota; Fungi; Mucoromycota; Mucoromycetes; Mucorales; Rhizopodaceae
Exons: 1
Coding region: 319-2097 (592 amino acids)
Cellular component (GO): nucleus
Molecular function (GO): protein binding
Source: RefSeq, a predicted model, not a curated record
CCUUUUUUUUAAAAAAAAAAAAAAAAACUUACUUCUCAUUAAUGUUCUCACUGCAGAUAUUAAGUUGACUAUUUUAUAUUUGAUAGUUUGACUUUGUUCAUUGCCAAAUCCUGCUUCGGGUUGUACUGUCCAUCCGACUAUGUCAACAUUAGUUUUUGUAUGUUUAUACUUUUAUUCAAAUAUUACUUCUUGCUAGGAAUCUGUCUUCGCUUAAUACUGCAAUCGCGUUUAUAAAACAUAACAAGACAUAAAAUAACUGUCCAAGUCCAAGUGUGAGCAUCUUGCAAGAAAAGAGAGAAGAGAAGAGAGAGGAAUUAAAUGACCGCCUUGAAAAACAGCGAGAAAAAAAAAAUUUCCAAGGUUUCCUCUCCUUUCUUUAUGACAACUAUACAAGAUCUUGGCUUAACGACUGUUGCAAACAAGGAACAAUUUCUAGAUUCGGUUAUUAUUAAAGAAUGUCCUGGUGUUGGACGAUCUUUGGUAACCAAGAAACCACUGGCUCCUGGAGAUGCUGUAUUGGUUGAGGAACCACUGAUCAAGUACAGAUUGAAUCCAUCCUGUCGAUCAUCCAAUUCACCUUAUUAUUCUAAAAAGCUAUGGAACAACAUCAUGUGGAUGGUACAAUCUGAAGAAGGAUAUGAAGAUGAUAAAGAGAGCAUCUAUAGCAAUAGCAGUACCAACAGCAGUUAUAGUGAUGAUAGUAAUAAUGACAAUCAAACAAUACAAUCCGAUUUUUGCCCAGGUGUACCUGCAGCCAUCUUGGCCUAUCUCGACCUCUACCCUCCAUUUCCUGUCAAAAACCAACGAAAGUACAAUAAACAAGAUUUUGAAUUUUUUUAUUACCCUAACCUUGAUCAUCCAACUGUCCAAUUGAUCCGCUCAGUCACACAGAACGUAGUAGAUACUGAACCACUCUUUAGCCAUGUUGAUCCACAAGAUCUUUGCCGAUUCGUUUUAAAGAUUUAUGCUAAUGCUCAUACGGUCACUAUACCAUCUUUACGAAAUGAGCCUACACAUUCAAAAAGAAAGGCACGUAGGCUAUUCUAUCAAUCAAAAUUUGGAGAGAGUACGUCUUGGGGGAGCGACGACAGAGAUGUAUCAUCCAUGCCUACUAUUGCCCUGCUCCGAUGGGGGUCCAAGUUUGCUCACUCUUGUUCACCCAAUAUGUUCUUACGAUAUGAGCCUGCAAAGAACGUGAUGAUCUUUACAGUCAUUCGACCUGUCAAGGAAGGCGAAGUGCUUUCAUUCAGCUAUCUGCCUGAGGAUGACACAACUGUCGGUGGACUGCUAUGUGGAUCAACAGAGAAUCGCCAAGCGAAACUUGAAAAGUUCAAAUUCUUCACAUGUGCUUGUGAACGAUGUUCUGACUGGGAUUGGUCUCGAUCUGUGAAUUGCCCUACCUGUGGUCAUGAUUGUUAUUCUCGCCUUGGGCAAUGGAAAUGCUUUGAAUGUGAACGCAAAUAUGAAGAUAAAGAGAUUGAGUUCCUUAGCAAUGAACAAGACGUAGUUCAAACAGUCAUUGGAUUUAUCACUCGAGUGUAUGGCGGGCGACGACUGGAUCAGAAUACAAUGAGCUCGCUGGAACCUCAGCUGAUGGACAUGUUGAACAGACAAGUGCCAAAGUAUCAUUGGACAUAUGGUCUGAUUCAUUCUUUAUUAGCAGCAUAUCAUCUUCAGAUAUUCCCACAAAUGUAUGGUAAAGGUCUGGCAUCUCAAUUAGGACUCACUGCCAAAGGCAUAGAAGAGGCGCAUGUCUAUAUUGAUUUCUUGAACAAUGCCAUCUUUAAACAUGCCAAUCCAAAAUCAACUUCACACGGUAACCCAAUGACAGCGUUCUUUGCCAGCUGGAAAUUACUGGCCAUAGUGAUAGAUUUAGUAAUGGAUAACACAGUAGACAAGUAUGCUAACAAAGAAUCUACUGUGUUGAUUCCCUUGGAUAAGGAAUGGAUAGAACCCUUAUGUAAAAUAACAGGCAUCAUCCACUCUGAAUGGCUGCCAUUGAUAGAGCAAAUAUUUCCUGCACAAAGACCCGUGGUGAUUGAAGAUAUGAUUAGACAACUACAAGCAUUUCAUGACCGCGUCCAAAAGACGAAAUAAAUAUUAAAGAGUGCACGGACCACUCGUCUUUUUUUCUUUUAAUUGUUAAAAAGCCAUGCCUGAUUUGGUCGAAAAUGAAUUCAAUCGAGAUAAAUUAAGAAGAAGAAAAUCAGAUUCCAACCUGCUCACACAGAGCAUUAAUAGCAACAAAAGAGAAAGACUAUCUCAGCAACCAUUUUCGUUCAAAAGACAACUCUCUCAUUUGAAUGAAACUGAUAAACCAGCAGACACCUUUUAUGAUGCACUCGAAAUCAAGUUUCAUCACUCAGUAGGGUCAAUGAGUAUAAGUCCUGCUUCGAGAGACGUUGUAUUAGCAGGGUACACUUUUAUAUAUAG